Messenger RNA from Vicia villosa (hairy vetch), 1981 nucleotides. Its product is annotated as F-box/FBD/LRR-repeat protein At1g13570-like. The transcript is spliced from 4 exons. The coding region runs from base 327 to 1607 and encodes 426 amino acids. NCBI's taxonomy places the organism in Eukaryota, Viridiplantae, Streptophyta, Magnoliopsida, Fabales, Fabaceae. The record is from RefSeq and is a predicted model, not a curated record. Gene Ontology annotation, molecular function: protein binding.
AAAUGAUAUAUCGUUUAAUAAAAUUAUAUUUCCCAACCAACUUAUAUUUAGUUGGUCUAGUGGUGAUUGACACUAGAUUUGAUAGGGAGAACUAUGGAUCUCCCACAACUCCGAUCGAGAGGAGACUGAAACCACUUGAGGUCAGAACUGACCCCGAACCAGACUAAAGCGGUGGUGACUGAGGAUGCGGGCAUUAUAAGUCAUCGGCCGUCUCACUCUCACUCUCACUCUCAACUGUACUCUCUCACUGUAGCGACCAUUUCCAUGAACAUUCCGGCGAUUUCUACAAGCCACCACCAUCUCACUCUCACUUUCAACGUUCUGUGAUGACUUUGCUCAACAAGAAGGCCAAUCAAAAUGAUCGAAUCAGCGACUUACCAAGUAAUGUCAUUGAUGAAAUCCUAGAAAACUUGAAAAUCCGAGACCAAGUUAGAACUAGUAUUUUGUCAAGAAAGUGGAGGUAUAUGUGGACUUCAGUCCCACAUCUUUGUUUUGACAACGACUUUUUUAGAAGGCAUAUGCAUGGUGAUGACCCUUAUCCUCUAGUUUAUAAAAUCAUCACGCAUGUUCUUAUGCUCCACAAUGGGCCUAUACACAAGUUUUCUAUUGCUCGAUGGAGAGAAUACGAAUUCCCGAUCUCAAUAGAAAAACUCAUUAUGUGGAUCCCCUUUAUGUCAAACAACAUUAAACAUCUUGAGCUUUUGACCUACUGUGCUCGUGAAGAUGAAAAUCAAAUGCCGGAUAUUCUCUUCUCUUGUAAGGAAUUGACUUACUUCAAAUUGAGCUCAUUUAACUUGUACAUUCCACAUAAUUUCUACGGCUUUAAAAAAUUGCUUGAACUUCACUUGGAUUGUAUUGAAAUAGAGUCAAGUGCACUUGAGAGUUUUAUGUCUGCUUGUCCGUUUCUUGAAAAGCUCAACCUUGAUUGUUGUUCUGGUUGUGAUAAUCUUGUUAUAUCUUCUCCUUCUCUCAAAGUCUUGGUGCUGGAAUUGAUUGAUACAGAGUCAGUUUGUCUCAAGAAAGCAGUUAAUCUGAUUGAUUUUACACUCACGGCAUGUCGGAGCAGAGUUUCUAUCAUAAGUUUGCCAAAAAUUAAGAGGUUUUCUCUGGACGGAUGGGAUCAGCAUGAAGACAUCGUUCCUGCCACGCUGUUAACAAGCUCAUUCAGCUCUUUAGAGUAUCUAAAAUUGGGUGGCUUAAAAUUGAAUGAAAGAGGAGAACUUUUGCAUAUUGUUAGUAUACUCAAAAGUGCUCCUAGCUUGGUUAAACUUAAUAUAAAGAUUUUCCCCGAAGUUAAUACCACACAAAUGAUGGAACAUUCAAAGGAGUUAGAAUGCUGUAGUUGUUUCCCUAAACUUCAGACAGUGAAUGUGAUUAUCUCUGUUGGAGCUAGCUCUGAACAACAUACAUUGAGUUUGAUAAAGUUCAUACUUGCAAAUUCUGCUUCGUUAAAGACUCUUACAUUUUAUUUUUGUAGUCGCGAUAAAUUAGAUGCACCUAUGUUGUUAAAAGUUUCACAAGACUUUUUACGGAUGGAACGAGCAUCACCAAGAGCACAGGUUAACUUCCUUCAGACUACUUUUGGACGAAAACAUCUUAUUAUCUAGGACGAUUGAAUUCUGCCAUCCAUCAUGCCUCGAAUCCAAUGACCAGUAAAUUUUAUAUGGAAACAAUGAUGAUAAAAAAGUUGUAUAGUAGAAAUCAAUGGCGGAGAUUGCAACUGAACAAGCUGCAGGAGAGAAUCUGGAUCCUUUAUUAAAAAGGAACGAGAGUAUUUGGGGAUGUGCUGAAAGUGGUUGUAUUGUUUGAUGCAAUGAACUUGUACUUACGUAGCUAAAUGGUACUACGUGUUCGGUGAAGAGUCUGAAAGUGGUUUGUAAUUCUCUGUGAAUUAACUUUCUAUUUUGCUUGUUUGUUGGUUUUAGAAUUUUGGAUGAUGAUGAACUAUGAAUGUUUAAAUGACAAUUUUCAUGUUUUCUAA